UAUACAACAAUAUAUAUAAGAAAAGUAAAGUGACAAAUACUUUCAAUACAGAUCUUUUAAUUCUUUAUUAUCACCAUUUUGUUAUCAAGUUUAAUAUCUAAAAUUUAAAAUUUAUUAGUAGGUUAAUAUUUUUUUUUUAUUCAAUAUGCUACCGAUUUUUUUUGUACAAUUACAACAACAAUAAUAAUAAUUUAAACGAAUUUGUUUUUUUCCAUACAUGUGACGUGUUAAAAAUUUAUAAAAUAAAGUAGUAGUAAAAACCAGAUAAGAAUAAUAUCUAGCCAUGCACAGUAAAAAUUAAUUACUGCUGAUUGAUUGAUUACUAUCAAUUGAUUAAAUUAUUAUUAUUAUUAUUGUUAUUCAUCUAUAUAUCCAAUAAAAAUUCUAAAAUGGGUUCUAUCGCAUUGGAGGAGUAUGAAUUAAUGAAAGAUGCUAAAUACCGAGUUUAUGUGUCAGCGGUAGAUAAAGCAUUGAAAAACUUUGAAUAUACAAGUGAAUGGGCUGAUUUAAUAUCAGCACUGGGAAAACUUAAUAAGGUUUUAUUAAACCAUAUGAAAUUCCCUGUUAUACCUCGACGUAUAAAAAUAUCAAAAAGAUUAGCACAGUGUAUGCAUCCAGCAUUACCAUCUGGAGUACAUUUAAAAGCAUUAGAAACUUAUGACAUAAUUUUCAAAUGUAUGGGAACUAAUCGACUAAGCCAUGAAUUAUUUAUAUACAGUGCAGGGUUAUUUCCUCUUCUUGGUAAUGCUGCUAUGAAUGUGAGACCAACUUUAUUGACUGUUUAUGAAACUCAUUUUGUACCACUUGGUGAACGAUUGAGACCUGGGUUAAGUGGUUUCCUAAGUGGAGUUUUUCCAGGAUUAGAAGAAGGAUCCGAUCAUUUUGACAGGACAAAUUUUUUAUUGGAGAAAGUAUGUGAAGGUGUAGGCUCUGAACAUUUUUAUACAUGUUUAUGGGAUUGUUUAGCCGCAAAUUCAAGUAUCCGAUUACCUGCUAUAUUAUUUGUUUUAUCUCAUUUUAAUAAAAAAUUAACUAUGGCAGAACAACCCCAUGUCAUGGGAACAAAUAUUAAUAUAAUGGUAUCUGCAUUGAUUGCUGGAAUUCAAGAUAAUUCAGUACUUGUUCAACGUAGUAUAUUAGAUCUUUUAUUGAUAGGAUUUCCAUUACAUAGUUGCAACACUAGCAGUAAAAGUAAUUUAACUAAUUUUAAUAAUAAUGAUGAUGAUGAUAACUGUAAGGUUGAUGUUGGUGAAGAAUAUAAUGACAUUGAUAUGUUACUGUUGAAUCACAGUGAUAUGGUAUCAUUACUUACUGCUGCUUUAGCAACUUUGUUAAGAAGAGACAUGAGCUUAAAUAGGCGGUUAUUUUCAUGGUUACUUGGUACUGAAGUUAAAAAUAGUGGAACAACUGAAACAACAACAACAACAAUAACUAGUGAUAAUACAUUUACAUCGACAUCAAUACUAAAAGUAACAGAGGCUAAAGACUCAAUGACAGAAGUUGAUAAAGAUUCAUCAACUUAUUUUGAUAUGUAUUCAAAAAAAUUAUUAAUUGAAGCUCUCAGAUCAAUAAUGAAAAGUGUGUGUGGUGAUAGUGAAGAAAAGUCACGAAUAAUACAAUCGUCAUUAGAUGUAAAACCAUAUAAAAUAUUGGUUUCAUUGUUAGAUAAACCUGAAAUUGGUCCAUUAAUAUUAGAUGAUAUUUUAUAUGAUGUAUUUCGUACAUUUUACAUCGGUAUUAUGCGAAAACAAAAAGUUAUAUCAACAAAUAAUAAAAGUUUAAUUAAAUCACCUUAUUGUCACGAAAUAAUUAAAUCAGCAAAUCUUUUAUUUUCAAGUCAAUUAGAACCAGCUUAUGUGUGGCGUUAUUGUGGACAAUUAAUUGAAAAAGUAUGUAUCGUUAAAGAAAAUGAAUAUCGACAUCAAGAACAGGAAAAAAAUAAUCAUAAAAAAAAAACAUCAGUAAAUAUUUCAAUGUCUUGUUAUCACGUACAACCUGUCGGAAAUGGUAUCCCAAAUUUAAUGGAACUGUGUAUUUUAAUUGAAUUUUUACUUGAAAAUGUUGAUACUACAUUUUUUGGUGAUGUACCUUCAGAUCAUUUACCAGAGCUUUUUCAUGAAAUUAUAAAUCAAUUGUUAGAACGAUUAUAUAUUUUUACAUCGGUUGAAAUAACUAACAGUCUUGUACUAUGUAGUAAAAUUUUAUCAAAAAUUCAACCAAUGAAAAUUUCAGGAGGAGGAGGAGAAGGAGAAGAAAAAAAAGAAAAAGGAAUAAAUCAAGAAAUAACAGUUUUUCAACAAGAAAAACAACAUAAUUCUACAGAUAAUAAUAAUAAAGAAUUAAUGAAUUAUAGAUUAGUAUCAAAAAAUUCAUCACUUGAAAAAAGUUUGUCGGAUAGUAAAUUAAAUCAACCUAUAAAAUUUUUAAAUUUUAAUAAUAUAUUAUCAUCAUCAUCCUCAUCAAAUUCAUCACCAAAAAAAAGAAGAGCUAAUUCUGGUGGAUUAAUUAAAAAGAAUGAUAAAGAAAUUAAAAAAAAAUCUAGUAAAAGUGCAUCCAAAUUAAAUGUUGAAAUUUUAAAUAACCCAGAUUGUGAUAAUAGAGAUGAUAAUCACAGUGGCUAUGAUGAUAAUGAUAAUAAUGAAAAACAUACAAUACAAUUUAAAAGUAUAGAUGACUCAAAUAUAAAUUAUUCAAAAAUUAAUAAUGAUGGUUCAUUAAAUAAUGAUGCAGAUGAUAAUUCAUUUAUUGAAUUAAAUAAUAAAAAAUUAUCAUCAUCAUCAUCAUCGUCAUCAUCAUUAUCAUCAUCAUCAUCAUCAUCAUCAUCAUCAUCAUCAUCAUCGUCAUCGUCAGUAAUAAUUGGAGAAUUAUCAAAAUCACACCAUUACUGUUGUUCAUCAGUAUUGGGCAAGUGUCUUAAUAAAUAUAAAUUAUUUUAUGUUAAAUUAGUUAGUGAACGAAUAUUAUUAUCUCAAUUGAAAAUCGAUAAAACAAUAUCAAAUAUUUUUAAAACUCUUAUAAAAGUAUCAAAUAAAAAAAAUAGUAAAAAAUCUUUAGAAUCAAUACUAAAUUCUAAAAUAUUACAAGAUAAUACUAAUAACAUUAAUCAUAAAUUAAAUUCAGUUUUAUUAAAUAAUGUUAAACAAAUACCAGAAACAAUGACAUCAUAUUUGAAUUUUUUAAAAAAAAUUAAUGACACUAUGAUAACUACGACAGUAGUUGAUUUAAAAUGGGAACAAGUUUUGAAAUUUGCUUCUAAAUUAUUAGUUGAGUUAUCAACUUUUUCAAUAUAUUUUCAAAAUUUUGAUAAUAACAGUAUUACUAUUGACAACAAUGAUAAUGAUGAUAGUAAUGAUGUAAAAUUAAAUGAUACAAAAACAAAAACAAAUUCAAUUAAUUUAUUAGUUUUACCAGAUUGGCUUCAAGUAUUGGUAAUAUGUUGUUGUUUAAGUAAACAACCAUCACUUCAACUUACAAGCAUUGCAACAUUAAUAGAUCUUUUGGCGUUAUCUUACAAUGAUAACUUUUCAUCAUGCAAUCAGAUUAAUAGCAAUAAUAAUAAUAAUAAUAAUAAUAAUAAUAAUAAUAAUAAUUCUAGUACUACUGCUAUCACUAAAGUAAUAAUAGUUCCAUUAUUGAAAAAAUGGCAUAUUACUUAUCUUAUAGAGUAUACAAAUGUUUUUCAAAUAUUAGCAUACUCAUUAUGGCAACAUCUCGAUAAACUUUCACCUCAUAAAUAUCACGUACAAUGUGUUGAAUUAUUAUAUGAAUUACAUUAUUUAUUAUAUCAAUAUCAAUCAUGUGAUAUUGUUGAAGAUGUUAUAGGAUUAACUUUAUCUGCAACAAAUGCUGAUGAAAGUGAUGAUAGUGAUGAUUAUGAUAAUGAUAAUAAUAAUAAACAAGAAAGACAAAAUGAAAUUUACAAUAGAUUUGCCACUCUUUGGCAUCUUGGAAGAGAUAUACGUAUUAAUAAUUCAACAAUUAUGAAGAUAGAAUCUAAUAAAUUAUUAGAAUCAUCAUCAUCAGUAUCGGUACCGUUAUUAUCAUUUAAUAAGUUAUUAUUAAAAAUGCUUGAUAAUCUUCAAUUAAAUGAUAAUUCGCCAUUAAAAUUACAUGCGCAAUCAUGGUUACAUCACUCAUUAAUUCGUGGUGACAUUACUAGAAUUGUAGAUCCAGUACUUUUGAUGUUACUAGAUUCAUCUACUUGUCGUAUGAGUGUACUUCAUGUUAAUAUUCAACACACCAAUACUGUAUUAUCAAUAACUAAAAAUAGCAAAGAUAAAAACAUUAUUGAAGAAAGUACUAAAAAAAAUAAAAAAUUAUUAUUAUCAACGAAAACAACUAUGACAACAAUAAGUGAUGAUGACGAUGAUGCUAAUGGUGAUGAUGAUGAUGAUGAUAUAACUGCUGAUGCUGCUAAAAUAUAUGCCAUCAGUUCAGUAGAUGGUAAUGUGAUAUAUCAUGUAAGCAGUAGUAAUAAUACUAAUAAUCAGAAUAAUAAUAUAAAAAAUAAAAAAAUUAAUAAAAAAAAUCAACAGUUGCAAUCACAACAACAACAACAACAAAAACAACAACAACAGCAACAACAACAACAACAACAAAAUAAACAAUCAUUAAUAAAUCCAGUGAAUGUAAAACGUAUUUUUGCAGUUACAACAUUAGUAACGAAAAAUUCUGCUAGUAGUAGUGGUCAACGUAAACAGCAACAAUAUAUUACGGAAAAAAAUCAAUUUAUAAAAGAACUUAAAGUCCCUCCUAGUAUAUCAAAUAAUUACAAUAUAUCUGUAUUCGUCAAUCCAAUGACAAAUUUGAAAAAUUCAUCAAUAAAUAAUCUGAAAAAGGCUACUGCAAAUGAUUAUGAUGAUGAUGAUAAUGAUGAUAAUGAUGAUGAUGAUGAUGAUGAUGAUGAUGAUGAUGAUGAUGAUGAUGAUGAUGAUGAUGGUGAUGGUGAUGAUGAUGAUAAUAAUAAUGAUGAUGAUGAUAAUGAUAUGACAACAACAAUGAGAAUAAGGAAAUCAAGUUUAAAAAGUACAUUAUCUUAUAAAAAGUCAUAUCAAAGUAAUGGUGGUGAUGGUUGUAAUAAUAAUGAUGAUAUCGGUAGUACUAGCUUUGAUGAGCGUAUUUUAAAAUCAGCAGUAAUAAAUGAUAAUGAUACACAAGAUGAGUCACAAAAAUUAAAUAGAUGUUCAUCUUUAGAUUCAAUUGAAAAAAAUAAUUUAAUAAGUAUGCCGUCUACAUUAAAUAAGGAAUUGAAAAAAGGUUUAAAUUCUUGUAUUAUGCCUAUCACAAACAGUAAUAUUUCACGGGAAAUAGUUGCAGGUGGUACACUUUUGAAAGGAAAAUAUAUUAGUCAUAAUGAAUUUUCUGCUACCUAUAUUACAACAACAACAACAACAACAACAACAACAUCGUUAGCGACACAGAUAAAUACAAAAAUUCCAGGUUGGACUACAAGUAAUAAUAAUAAUAGUAAUGAUGAUGGUGAUAAUAAAAAUCAAGUUAACAAUGACAAUGAGUUGAAUCUUUGUACAACUGCUGAAGAAUAUUUUGAUAAAAAUAAUUCUAGUAUAAUUGUUAAGCAAGUUUUAGAUCAACUUGUAGAUAAUGUAUUAGAGAUUUGUGAUAGUAACGAUAGUAAAAAUAAAAAUCAAAUGAUUUAUGCGGAUAAUUAUAAAAAAAAUAAUUCAAUAACUGAUAUAACAUUAAAACCAAUGAAAGCUAAAUCUAUAAAAAAAUUGGGAUCAAUUAAAACAAAAAUAAAAAAGAAAACAACAACAACAGUAGCAGCUGCUGCUGCAGCAACAGCAGCGGCAGUAGCAGCGAUAAAACGUAAUAAUAAUAAUAAUAAUAAUAAUAAUAAUAAUAAUAACAAUAAUAAUAAUAAUAAUAAUAGUAAUAAGAAUAAUAACAAUAACUCUGGUGUACAUAAUUUACACUCUCAUAUGCUUCUUUAUUGUGGUGUUUAUGAUUCUAUGCAAACACUUUACGCAUUAAAGGCUUUAAAAGCACAAUUACUUACAAAUACUCGAAUGUUUUUAUUUGCCGCAGCAACAACUGGAAUUUCAAGCAGUAGUAAUCUUUUAAUAUUAUUAGCAAGGCAUCGUAAAAGUGUACUUGGUACAAGUUUUUAUGGAGAUAUUACAAAUACUAAAUUUAUAUCAACAUAUAGAAGUAGUAUGUAUUUGGAGGUAUUAAUAACAGUAUGUUUAUAUUUUAUGCGUAGUUAUUAUCCAAAUCUUGGACAAAUGAGAUUAACUGCUGAAGAAAUAGCGGGGAAUCGUCAAGUUCAAUUAACAAGUGCUGAACUUCUUACAAUUAUAUUGUCUGAAUUAGUAACAAUAGUACGAGAUUCAGAACGUGGUUUUAGUUGUUAUAUUAUUGAUUUAAUGGCUAAAUGUAAAUUACAAAAAAUUAUUCUUUUUUGUCUUGUAUCUAGUGUAUUAAACAUGAAAUACGUUGCAACAAUGAAAAAAAAAAAAGAUAAUUUAACAUUUACUGAAGAAAUUGUAUUAUUCAAUGAUCCACCUUGUUGUUGUUCUUCUUCUUCUUCUACUUUUUCUUCUUUUUCUUCGUUAUCUACAACAACAACAACACCACCAACAACAACAACAACAACAUCAUCAUCAUCGUCAUCGUAUAAUCAUCAUAAUCAACAACAAGAAAAGUUAAUAAUUAAUAAAUGUAAAUAUCGAACAAGUCAUCAUACAGAAGCUUAUCAAAUACAAUUAUUAAAGUUAAUAUUAGCAACAAUAAUAUUAGAACAUCAAUGUAAUAGUGGUGCCGGUAGUAAUAAUAAUAAUAAUAUUAAUAAUAGCAGUAGUAGUAAUACCAGUGGUAAUAAUAAUAACUCAACACAACAACAAAAAUCUGGUGGAAGUGGUGGUGAUGAUGAUUUAAUGUCAUCAACUUCAGCAUCAUCUACGGCAAUGAAUUUUAAUAAAAAUAAUUUUUUAUCAACUACAGCUGCUGAUAAUUUGGAAUAUAUUCCUGGUACACCAAUCGCUCAACAACCAAUAUUUCAAGCUAGUAUUAUAAGUGUAUUAAAACUAAAUCAUAUGCGACACCUUCAUCAACAUUGGACAACACUUAUUACUUCAAGUCUUCCAUAUAUGGGAUAUAGUGUAUUUUUAACUCAAUUAAUAACAUCUAUUAUUAAUCAAUUGUGUCACAAUAUAGAACAAUUAGCAUUUUAUUAUAAUAAAAAAAUUAAUUUAAAUACAAAUAACGAUAAAAAUUGUAAUAAUAGUGAUGACAAUUAUAAUAAUGAUAACGAUGAUAAUAACAAUGACGACAACGACGAUGAUAAUGAUGAAAAUAUUGAAUGUUGUUUACCGGUUGAUUAUACUGUAACUCAUUUAGAAGCAUUAACUUUUUUACUUCAUUAUUGUUUGCUUGAUAAUUCAACAGCUACACAACAACAAAUAAAUUUUAAUCAACCAUUUGGUGGUGGUUGUGGUAUCAAUAGUAAUGGAGGAUUAUUUUACAAUAGUAAUAAUAUUUCAAGUUUUAAUAAUAGUAAUCAAAUAUUUACAAAUCUUAUUAAUGUAUUUUCACCUACAUCAUUUUCAAAUGAAUCUUCUGAAACAAUAACUGCAACAACAUCAACGCCAAUUCCAACAACAGCUGCAGUAGUAUCAACAACAACACCAGUUAAUGUAAAAGAUAAAUCUGUUACAAACAGUAAUAAUAAUAAUAACAACAACAACAACACUAAUAAUAAUAAUAAUAAUAAUAAUAAUAAUAAUAAUAAUAAUAAUAAUAAUAAUAAUAAUAAUAUUAGUAAUAACAGUUUGGUAAUGAAUAGCAAUGAACAAAAUCUUAUAAAAAGAGCGGUGUUGAGUCAUUUACCAAGAAUAAUAGCUUCAUUAUCAACACUUUGGCAAGCUGUUCUUGUUGCAACAAUACCAUCACUACCAACAACAACAAUACCAAAUAUGAUGUCAUCAACAUCAACAGUAGGAAAAAAGAAUAAUAAUAUCAACAACAACAACAACAAUAACAUUAAUAAUAAUAAACAAACAUCAAGUUUGUUUGAUGAUAAAUACAAAAGCGUUAUUAUUGGUAAUCCACGUGUGGUUGUACAUCAACUUUUAGAACUUAUAUCACCAAUAGCUUUUCAUCAUGGAGUUAAUUUCCUUUCCGCAGUAGCUGUCGCAUGGCAUGAAAGGCGAUCUCAUAAUAAUAAUAAUAAUAAUAAUAAUAAUAAUAAUAAUAAUAAUAAUAAUAAUAAUAAUAAUAAUAAUAGUGGUAAUGACAAUAGUAAUAAUAGUGGAUUAUUAUUAUUAGGUAUAAAAAAUAUAUUACCAGAAGCUUGUAUUAAUCAACAGGUAAUUGUUGAUUUAGUUGGUGCAAUACGUGUUAUGCCAAUAGAUACAUUAAUAAAAACAGUUAAUCGUGUUAUUAAAAAUCCACCGUUAAUAAAUGGUGUACAAAAAAACUUUUCAUUACAAGUGUCUGUUCUUGAAUUAUUAUAUGUUUAUAUAAAACAAACAAAUAUUUCAUCACAAUCAUUAGUUGAAUGUUGGAGUGCUCUUUUAGGACUUUUGCGUGAUAGUCUUUCUACAUUAACAUUAACCGCAUCAACAACAACAACAACAGCAGCAGCUUCAGCAACAUCAUCGUUGUUAUCAUCAAAUGUAACUCAACAAUUACCAGCGCCAGCACAAUUUUUACUUUUGGCAAUUUUAAAUGAAUAUAUUCAACGAUGUAGUACAUCAUUAACAACUCCAAGUAUUAUGCAAGAAAAAAAAGAUAUUAGAGAUCUUCAAGAUAUAACAACUAAACUUGUUGAAUCUUGUUCAACGAUAGCUGGUGCAUGUUUAGAGCAAACAACUUGGUUAAGAAGAAAUUUAGCUGUACGAGAAGAUGUAUUAAUGGUAGCACCACCAUCACCACCAUCACCACCACCACCACCACCACCACUACCACCACCACCACCACCACCAACAACAACAACAACAGCAACAACACCAAUAACAGGCAAUCAACAACAACAACAACAACAAUUAAAUGAUGAAAAAAAUCAAGUAUCUGGUGAAUUGACAUCAUUAAUAUUAGGAUCAGGAUCAGGAUCACUACCGCCAAAUUCAGCUUACAGUGUUCGAGCUCAAAUAGUAUUAGCUGAAAUAUUAGCACCAUUAUUAGAUAUUGUAUAUGGUGCUGUUGAUAAUAAGGAACGUGUUAUAACAUUAUUAACAAAUUUAAUGUAUAAUAUAACACCAUAUUUACGCAAUCAUACUGUAAAAAAUAUUCCGUCAUUUAUUGCUUGUUCACAACUAACAAGUUCGUUAUCAGGUUAUCAAUAUACACGAAAAGCUUGGCGUAAAGAUGUUUUAGAACUAUUGUUAGAUUCAUCAUUUUUUCAAAUGCCUGUAGGAUGUUUAACCUAUUGGAAAAUAAUUGUUGAUAAUUUAAUGACACAUGAUACAACAACAUUUCGUGAUUUAAUGAAUCGAAUAUCAUCAAGUAUAUCACAAAGUAGUGGUAUAAGUAUAUUUUCAUCACGUGAACAAGAAUAUGAACAAAGAGCACAAUUAUUAAAACGAUUGGCAUUUGUAAUUCUUUGUAGUGAACAAGAUCAAUAUCAUAAAUAUAUGCCAGAUAUUCAAGAACGUCUUGCAGAUAGUCUUAGAUUACCUCAAGUAAUUCCAACAAUUCAAGCUCAAGUAUUUUUAUGUUUUCGUGUACUUUUAAUACGUAUGUCACCACAGCAUACAACAUCAUUAUGGCCAGUUAUUGUUAGUGAAUUGGUUCAAGUAUUUUUAUAUAUUGAACAGGAGCUUGGUAGUGGUACUGACAGCGAAGAAUUUAGUCGUUGCAACAGCUCUCAUAUUAAAUUAUUGUCAGCAUUGGAUUCUUCGUGGACAAUGAAUGCUAGUAAUGGAUUAUUAUUAGGUCAUGGACAUCCUCAUUGGUUACAAUUACAAUUGUCAGCAUCAAAAUUACUUGAUUUAGCAUUACUUUUACCAGCGCAUAAGCUGCCACAGUUUCAAAUGUAUCGAUGGGCGUUUGUUGGAGAUGUAAAUAAUGUUACAAGUGAAUAUAUUAGUAAUACAACAUUAAAUUAUGAUUUUGUUCCGCAUAUAAUAAGAAUUGCAAAACUAAUGGAUAAAAAGUUCUCUGAAGAUAAUAAUUUGUUGCCGCCCGAUAAUGUGAAUAAACGAAAAAAUACAACAACAACAACAACAACAACAACAACAACAUCAUCAAAUAUUGAGAAAAGUAUAGAACCAGGAAAAUUAUUAUUAACAACAAACAAGAUAAAUUCAUUAAGAGAUUUACAUAACUUUUUCACUGUAUUAAGUAAAAAAUCAGAUACAGAUCGGCGAUUAGACAUACCGGUAAAUAUAACGCAUAUAGAAUCUGUUAUUGAACAAGAUUUUCUUGAACCGAUGUUAUUAUCAUCGACAUUAAGUACAUCUUGAACAUCAUCAAUAGUUUCAUAAUUAACAAAUCAUAUAUAUAUAUAUAUAUAUAUAUAUAUAUAUA
This is a messenger RNA of Microplitis demolitor, 10485 nucleotides long. RefSeq names its product protein dopey-1 homolog. NCBI's taxonomy places the organism in Eukaryota, Metazoa, Arthropoda, Insecta, Hymenoptera, Braconidae. The transcript has 8 exons. Gene Ontology annotation, biological process: Golgi to endosome transport. The record is from RefSeq and is a predicted model, not a curated record. Bases 390 to 10421 code for a protein of 3343 amino acids. Gene Ontology annotation, cellular component: trans-Golgi network; endosome.